Molecule: messenger RNA, 1911 nt
Organism: Solenopsis invicta (red fire ant)
Lineage: Eukaryota; Metazoa; Arthropoda; Insecta; Hymenoptera; Formicidae
Gene: SerRS-m
Product: serine--tRNA ligase, mitochondrial
Exons: 5
Coding region: 548-1801 (417 amino acids)
Biological process (GO): mitochondrial seryl-tRNA aminoacylation
Cellular component (GO): mitochondrion
Molecular function (GO): ATP binding; serine-tRNA ligase activity; tRNA binding
Source: RefSeq, a predicted model, not a curated record
CUUCUCUCUUUAUAUAGGACUCUAGCACUCACUGAAUCACUCGCAAAAAGCUUAUUUAUAGGCAAAAACAAAAAGCCGGUAUGGCCGCUCUCACGUUCCGCACGUUCCUCUCUGGUUACGUCUUUCGAAUGUAAAAUGAGUAAGAUGAGAUGGUCGCUGGUUGGCCGUGUACCAGUAAGCGUGUUUGUAAUAGAGUGAAAAAGCGCGGUCAGGAUUGCUGAUGCAAUCCUUAUUCCUUGUGCAAGCAUAUCCUGUAUUCCUAUUUAAGUCUUUUUGUUUCCCAUAUAACUAUUGAAAGCAAGAUAAGAAAUACCUUGGUUACUAUGAUCAAAUCGUCCCCGCCACGUUGUUACACUGGGGACGGGUACCAUUAACGUUGAGAAGAAGAAGUAAAAUGAGAUUUAAUCUUCAACAAAAUUUCAAGUUUUGUCGAACGCAGCAUUUGUGGCUACAUACGUCGGUCAUUUCUCCAGGCGAUAGAUACAAAAUGGAUUAUUAAUAUAUCUCAGUUAAAUAUUGUAUAUCAGUUACUGUCCUCCCAUAAAUCAUGCCGGCAAAAGCACCAAAGAACAAUGCAAUCAAUGCAAGACUACUUCUGCCGGAACCAGAAUACAACACAGAUUUUUUAUGCAAUCCUGUAAACCGUGAUACUAUUUUCAACAAUAUUAGAAGAAGAAAAGGUAUUGGAGACAUUGACAAAGUCCUCGAGUAUUCUCAGGAUUCCAAUAAUCCUGAGAAGCAAGAGUUGCUUCUGCAGGAAUUACGUAAGAUACCAAACUGCACACACCCUGCAGUAACCGAAUAUGGUAAUGAACCGAGAUUGCUGAAGGAGUGCGGUAGGAAGCCGGAGUUUGACUUUGAGCCGCAGGAAUUUGCUGAGCUCGUCACCAAUUUGAAAGCGAUAAGAACAAACACGCUGGGUCCCAUUACUGGGCAAAAAAGUUACAUACUUUUAGGUGAUCUUGCAGAAUUAGAAGAAGCGUUGAUUCAUUAUUCGCUUAGAAGAUUGAUGAAGUAUGGAUUUAAACUAUUGUCAGUGCCCGACAUCAUUCCUACUAAGAUUAUCGAAAGGUGUGGUUUAAUAGUAGAUGAUGGUCGAACAUUAGUAUACAAUUUAGAUUCUUAUUAUGGAGACGACUAUAGUCUGUCCGGAACUGCGGAAAUGUCAUUAGCUAGUAAAUUGAUGAAUACUGUACUUUCCCAUGAUAUGUUGCCAUUGAAGUUAGCUGCUGUCAGUCGAUGCUAUCGCGCAGAAGGUUCAGGUGUUCUAGAGGAAAGAGGAAUCUACAGAGUUCACCAAUUCACUAAAGUGGAGAUGUUUAUUUGUUCCGAGCCAAAUCAAUCUGAGGAUGUAUUUCAAGAUCUUCAAAACAUACAGGAGAAACUUUUCUCUUCAUUAGGAUUACAUUUUCGAAUAAUGGAUAUGCCACCACUUGAUUUAGGUUCACCAGCUUAUAGGAAGUGCGAUAUGGAAGGCUGGAUGCCUGGAAGAAAGUUAUAUGGUGAAUUAUCCAGUUGUAGUAAUUGCACGGAUUAUCAGUCACGACGCCUCAAUAUUAAGUAUAGGAUGAAAAAUGGAAACGUGACUCAUGUACACACACUAAAUGGUACCGCGUGCGCGAUACCUCGCAUGUUGAUCGCAUUAUGCGAAACGUAUCAAACAAAACAUCAUCGCAUUGCCGUACCAAUUGAAUUGAUGUCUCUGAUGAAAGGCAAAACGCUCAUUAAGAAGCAACCAGUUGCAGAUAUGAGAAUUUACAAGUAUAAACAAAGAUUAAGUAUAAAACAAAAAACUGAAUAAGAUGUAAAUACGAAAAAGAAGUUCCUUGUAAGCACUAUAAUUUUGGAAUAAAGAGUUUGAUUUAUCGACAUUUAGCUCAUAUGUCGAUAAUACCAUUAAUUAUUAUUUAA